Manis javanica (Malayan pangolin) is the source of this 829-nucleotide messenger RNA. NCBI's taxonomy places the organism in Eukaryota, Metazoa, Chordata, Mammalia, Pholidota, Manidae. The record is from RefSeq and is a predicted model, not a curated record.
CGGGCUGGCGGGUCGCGAGCGGCCGGUGCGAGCCGGCUGAGGAGCGGAGCGCGACUACCGGGCCGGGCGAGGCGCGAGGAGAGCGGGGAGCUAGGGCGCCGCCGCCCCCGCCCCCGACCGCACAAAGGGCCGGGGCUGGGGCCGCGGCCGCCGCCGCCUGAGCGCGCGGGCCUGGAACCGGCGUCCGGCGGAGAGUGCUGCGCGGGCGGCCAUGGCCGGCUACGUGCCGGGUCAGCAGCCGGCCAACCGCAGCCAGGAGAAGGAGUUCGUGCAGGCUUACGAGGAUGUGCUGGAGCGCUACAAAGAUGAACGGGACCGCGUUCAGAAGAAGACGUUCACCAAGUGGGUCAACAAGCACCUGAUGAAGGUCCGCAAGCAUAUCAAUGACCUUUAUGAAGAUCUGCGGGAUGGCCACAACCUGAUCUCUCUGCUAGAGGUCCUCUCUGGCAUCAAACUGGAGCCAGCAGGGCUGAAGACCCUCCGUCUGGUGAGCAUGCCCUCCUGGCGCCAUGCAAACAGCGAGGAGCCGGAGGAGGAAGAUGAUGAUGACGUAGUAGGUCCUCCUGGGGAUGCCAGCAACCCAGUUGGCACUGCAAGGGCCAGCAGAGGGCCUGAGGUUCUCGAGGUGAAACUAGUGAAUAUUCGCAAUGAUGACAUCACAGAUGGCAACCCCAAGCUGACCCUGGGCCUGAUCUGGACCAUUAUUUUGCACUUCCAGCCUAGUCAAGAAAAAGAGGAAAUUAGGACUGUGGUGGUGGUGGUACGACUCAUACCCUAUAGCUCUGGUAAUAAAUGGGAAGAAAAGGGAUUUACCACAGACCAGCUCUGA